AAACGAGGUGCACAACUAACGCUUCUUAUCUUAUCAAUUUAUUGUAAUUCUUGUCCCAUUUAAGACUUACAGGAGAGGAAUGAGGACUCUUUUAAUUGUCGUUGUAUUUGUUUGCUGCGUAGAUACAGCAACGGGAUACUGUUACGCAGAAGAAGUUCAUGAAGACCAAUGCACGACGAGAGAUGGUGUAACAAUACCAGCUGGGAGCGAGCUUCAUUUUCCAGACAAGUGUGAGAAAUGUACAUGUUCAAGUACCCCCGGUAAAACGUCAUUAUUUUUGUCAUGUUGCGGUUAUGGCAUACACGCUGGUGUUUAUGCUCCGCCGCCUGGUUGUAAAGUGAUUGCCGGAGACGACGGUUGUUCCGUCAAGAUUGUUCAGAUAACAGACGAAUCUCAACCAUGUUCGCAUUAAUGAGCAUCAUAAUAAACGAAAGUCUGUAAACGAUAAUAA
Molecule: messenger RNA, 451 nt
Organism: Mercenaria mercenaria
Lineage: Eukaryota; Metazoa; Mollusca; Bivalvia; Venerida; Veneridae
Exons: 3
Coding region: 80-412 (110 amino acids)
Source: RefSeq, a predicted model, not a curated record